Molecule: messenger RNA, 4774 nt
Organism: Microbotryum saponariae
Lineage: Eukaryota; Fungi; Basidiomycota; Microbotryomycetes; Microbotryales; Microbotryaceae
Source: the annotation of a GenBank genome assembly
AUGCGCGUGCGUUUAGUCAUUAGUCACUUUGGUAUUGGAGUUUGAUCUGUUUAAGUUAGGGAGCGCGCGGGGCUUUCUUCCCGCGCGGCUGUUUACUCUUGGUAGCUUUCUCAUCACUCGCUCUACAUUGUGGUCCUGACUUCUCGGCGUCGUGCACCCUCACCUAUCGGAAGGCUUUACUUCCGCGCUCGCAUCGUUUCUGCGAUAGGUUAUGAGCUCAACGGGCAGUGCCGAAGCCCGAGUCAGUAAAGCGAUUCCCAUCGCACCACCAUCGGAAUGGACACCGAUACACCCUCCACCGAAACGAGUGAUCGUGGAAUACAUGUACCAAUCCUUCGCGCCACAAACUACAUGGAUUGGCGUCGACGUCUGAUUGGUCGUCUUGUAUCCAAGGACUUGCAUCUUUGCGCAUCGAGGCCGUUGAGCCCCGCUGCGGAGGCCGUUCUUCAGGUCGCAAUCGACGAUCGAUCGCGCGGCUUCCACUCGCCACUCGAGCGGCUCGACUUCGCAUCUAUGGACGUGAAGAUCGCCAAGGAGCGUUCGGAGUCAUUUUCAGCCCCUGCUAUGGUUGCGAUGACCACCCACCAUUCCCUUUACCUUGCUGGUUCGUCCUCGAGAGCUCCCGAUACCGAUUUCGUUUGGAUCGCGGAUACCGGAGCUGGUCACCACUUCGUUGGCGAUCGCUCGCUGCUCUCGGACUUCAAAGAAUCCCCGAUGCAAGUCCAGUUGGCCGACAAUUCGCUUGGUCAAGCCACUGGAUACGGGCGAAUGUUUGUUAAGACUUCGCAAGGUCUCGUUCUCGAGUUCAAGGAGAUGUAUUACCUCCCUGGAUCGAAGUAUGGUCUCAUCUCAAUGUCGUCGCUCCGCGCUGGAGGCGCGAAAUUGGUUUAUGGCCAUGGGGGAGAUACUCAACAGGUUUGGCUUGACGGCUCUCUCGUCGCCGAAACUGUCAAGACGAAGGCCAAGAAACCAAGUUACGUCUUCGAUUUUGAGAUCGUUCCCCCACCCUCGCCUGUGCUCGUCGCCACUACCCGUGCCUCCGUUGGAGCUUCGCUCAUGGAAUGGCAUCGGAAGUUCGGACACAUGGCACCUUCAUCAAUUCUUCGUCUCGUCAAUUCCAAGGCUGUCGUUGGGAUUCGUCUACUCGACAAGAAGAUUGAAGACUGUGAGCCGUGCAUUAUCGCGAAGGCGCGCGCGGGCCCUCACAAUCAUGUCAGUCGAAAACCCGAACAUGUUCUUCAACGGGCUUCGAUCGAUCUGGGAUUCGUCAACGAUGACGAUACCAAAGGACGAUCCAUCUACAUGGUUAUCGUCGACCAAAUUUCAACCUAUAAGUGGGCUUUUCCACUUGGUUCGAAGUCGGCAUCCGAAGUCCUCGAGGUCUGGCGCGGCUUUCAAGCGCAGGUCGAGAGGCAGUCCGGUCAGAAGAUCAAGUUUGUUCGUUCUGACAAUGGAGGCGAGUUCGUCAACCAACUCUUUGGCGACGAAUUCAGGGCACUUGGCAUCACCCAUGAACUGGCUGCACGCUACACGCCGCAGCAGAAUGGUCAAGCGGAGCGCGCGAACGGCUCUCUCUUCGCGCUCGUCCGUGCCAUGCUCAAGGACUCCGGACUUCCCAAGAAGUAUUGGUCUUACGCAAUGGAAGCGGCUGUUUUCGUUUCCAACCGCGGUCCUCACCCGCACCUCAAGGGCAAGACUGCGUUCGAGGUCUUCUUCGGCAAGCAACCCGACGUUUCGCAUCUUCGCGCGUUCGGAUCUACUGCCUACGUUCUCGUCCCAAAGGCGAUUCGUAAGAAGCUCGAUGACCAUACUGUCAAGGGUACUUUCCUCGGCUAUUCGGGGGAGUACAACUACAAGGUUCGCGUCGAACACGGUCGGUCUUUCAAGAUCGUCGUCUCUUCCGAUGUCACCUUCUCCGACAAGGCUCCUUCGAUCGCGGACUCGGCUGUCGAGCCUCGCAUCUACGAAGUUGAACCUCUACAGGAAUACGAGUUAGUACACCAACUGUCGUUUCCUGGCUUGGAGCAGAUUCCGGCUUUACGGCCUGCUCCCCUUCCUGAGGCAGGUUUGGCUUUUCAGCCUGCGCUCUUUCCCGAGGCAGAUCCGGCUUUACGGCCUGCGCUCGUACCCGAGGCAGAAGUUCCGGCUUUACGGCCUGCGCUCGUACCCGAGCUUGGUCCGGCUUUUCGGCCAGCUCCCGCUCCUCUUCUUCGUUUCCAACAUAUGGACGAUGACGACGUUGCUCCCCCUCCUUUACCGGCUGUCGGCCCGUUGGCCGAAGACGCUGAAGUUGAAGAGGACCCGAUCGAUCAUCGACGCGAGGAAGCAGUUGAGGCUAUCGACAGUGACGAUGACGACGGCCCUGCGGAACACGAUCAACCAUUACCUCCUGAGGAUGGUUACGAGUAUCGACCUUACCGUGUCGGCCGCAACCCUGGUGCGCUCGAGAACGUCGAUGCAGGCAAUAUUUUACCGACUCGCCUGCGUGCUCAGCGUCGUGCAGACGCCCUUCGUGUCAUGUCUACUCGCUCGGUCUACCGUCGUCCACCAGAGCUCAUUGCUAUGGUUUCGUCUCGUCACCCCCCGCUUCCCAAGACGUUUGCGGAAGCGAUGGCCUCUCCUGAGGCCAAACACUGGAUGGCCGCUUCUGAGAAGGAGUUGGGCUCAUUCAAAUUGCACAAGGUCUUCAAGCUUACGAGGUUACCCACCGGGGCUCGCGCCCUGGGCUAUCGUUGGGUGUUCACUCGGAAGGAAGACGCUGAAGGCAACAUCAUCAGCUACAAGGCUCGUCUCGUCAUCCAAGGCUUUGCUCAACGACUUGGGAUUGACUACAACGAGACGUUUGCUCCUGUCUCGUCGAUCACGACGAUCUUGUUUCUCAUCGCGAUUUCUGCCGCUCUCGGACUCGUCCUCGAACAGUUCGACUAUGAUUCUGCGUUUCUCAACGGGAUCAUGGAGGAGGAUGUCUACAUGAAGGUUCCUGAGGGAUGGACUGGUGGUUCUCAGCCCGGUCACGCUCUCAAGCUCCUGAAAUCCAUGUAUGGCACCAAGCAAGCUCCUCGGCAAUGGAACGCGGCUCUCCACAAGCUGAUGACGGAUCGCGGCUAUACGCGCUCAAAUGUCGAUGCUUGUCUGUAUUUCAAGUAUCAUGGCAAGUCGUUUGCGAUCAUCACAUUGUAUGUUGAUGAUGGGCUUGCUGCAUCGAACGACCAGGCUUUUCUGGACUCCGAGAUUUCGGCUUUCGAUGCGGUCUACAAGCUCAAGCGACUUGGCCCGGUCAAGACGUUCCUCGGUCUCGAGUUUGUUCGAACCAAGGAUUUCAUCUUCGUCCACCAAUCGAAGUACAUUCGAGGCUUACUCGAACACUAUACUUUCGAAAACAAGUUCGAGGUGUACAGUGACGCGUCGUUUGGUUGCGAUCACAACAACGGCAGAUCUGUGGGAGCGUAUGCCGUUAUCAUGGCUGGCGCUGCCAUCUCCUGGAAGUCGAAACAACAGACGAUGGUCGCUUCUUCUACAGCAGAGUCUGAGACUCUGGCUGCUUCAACCGCAGCAAAGGAGGCUAUCGGUCUUCGCAACCUGGCGUCCGAACUUCGCAUCAAUCAAGGUCGAUCUACUGUUCUGCACGAGGACAACCAACCUUGCAUCGAUUUGGCGAAGAAUCCUGGAGCUCGAGGUCGUACUCGCCAUUGGAAUGUGCAUCAUUUCUAUCUACGCGAACGAAUCGAGGUUGGCGAUAUCGAUCUCCGCUACUGUCCGACCGAUCUGAACACGGCCGGCAUCUUGACAAAACCCCUAUCCAAGCUCAAGUUCUCUACGCAUCGCGAAGGACUCGGGAUGGUCUCGCUGGCUACCUUGGCAUGUGGGAGUGUUAAUUGAUAUGUGUCUGUGCCUGUGGUAUCUGCGCGGAUGCGCGUGCGUUUAGUCAUUAGCCACUUUGGUAUUGGAGUUUGAUCUGUUUAAGUUAGGGAGCGCGCGGGGCUUUCUUCCCGCGCGGCUGUUUACUCUUGGUAGCUUUCUCAUCACUCGCUCUACAUUGUGGUCCUGACUUCUCGGCGUCGUGCACCCUCACCUAUCGGAAGGCUUUACUUCCGCGCUCGCAUCGUUUCUGCGAUAUUGGUAAGGUCGGGUAGAGGGUGGUAAUGCUUGGUAAUGGCCACCUUUGGCAACCGGCAUUCCUCGCCGUCCAGGUGCCCGCGGGCCUCCAUCCUCCAGCCCAAACGCUCGGCUCUCGAGACAUCGACGCGAGAAAACACCUCAGCGCGUCAUCCUCGAUCAGUGAGUGGCACCGAGCCACCGAGCCAACGUUCCGACCUCAGGCCUCGAUUUCUCUGCAUCCACAUUAAGCCAGUGCUGGGCCGCACCGAUGGGCAUUCCCUUGCGGGUGCUUCUCGACAAGCACGACCGCUUCUUGCCCGAGACGGUCUCGAAGUUCUACUGCUUCAUCAGUCGCGAAAUCGAGCCUUUCCACUACCACGAGAAUGAGGUCAUCUGGCACGCCGUCUCCGAAGAGAGGUGGGACGAACUGGAGACCUAUCUCAAGGCGUUUGAGGAGCGUUCCAAGGAGAGGUGGGCCGAGGUUCAACGCAACUGGAGCUACAACAUCUUCUCUGCCGCAGUACGCGACGAUUGGAAGGACUUCUACCGAUUGGCCCAAGUCUACGAUCCCCUGGUGUGCGAGAUCGAGAUAUGGACCGGUCUCUGUAAGUGCAGGAUCCCGCAAUCCCCGCAUGGCCCCUCGUCGGCGAGAGGUACUCACUACAGUCAGACCUGA